UCUAUCUGCGGGAGCUCACCUCCUUUUCUGGUGUUUUCCUUCAGGUGAACUAUGGCUUCACCAUGAGAAUCAUUUUCUAAACCUUACGCAGUGUUCUUGAGCUGUUCUUGGAUAUCUGAUUGUCCCCUCUGUGGCUUCCAGAGAGUGUCUGUGUGAGGACAGAGCAUGGAGGGACCCCGGGCAAGCAGGGAUUGGUCAGCUGCAGCCUCAGGGGCCUUGGGAAUUACGGGUGCAAAGAUUCCCUAAGUGCCAGAGGCACUGUGGGCUUCUGUGCUCCUUCCCAUCCUCCCACAGAACUUUCAGGAUUGCUUUUGGACUUGAGAGCAGUGAACUUCAUGGAAGAAAUAAUGAACAGAUUUCAAGCAGUAGGACUGUCUCCCUUGAAGGAAUUUACAAGUCUUGUACACAUAAACUCACUUUAAGGGUUUUCUGAUGUAGUUCUAAAGCAUGAGAAUGUCUUCAUGCUAAUAACCUGAGUCAGUAUAUACCUUCAGAAAAAUAUAUUGAAUUUUGGAGGCAUUUGUAAUAGCUGUAUGUAAUAUUUCUACCAUAUGUUCUGAGUUACCUCUCCUUGCAAAACCUCACAGUUAAUUACUUCUUGGUUCCUAAGGCUUUAAUUUACAAACCAAAAGGAAGAGUUUAAAAAAAUCAACUAAAAAUUAUUAAUAGAUAAAAGAUGUCUAUGGCAGUAUGCCUUUUUGUCUUCUGAAACAAUGGCAGAUUCUUCAUCAGCAGCUUUAUCUGUGAGGGUUUCAAUUAAUGGACAUGGAUUUAGUCUUUGCAAAUGCCAGUAUGGGCUCACUGAACAGAAAAUCAAAAAAUUUCAACUUUUGGCUUAAAAACUGAAGCUUUCCACCUGUUUCAGUUUCUUAGAGUCAGAGCAUGGUUGUGUUCUUACUUAGGGGGUAAUAGCAAACCAGAUUACUGUAUGUAUCAUUCAGUUAAUAAAAAAAUGUUGUGAGUUAAGGAGUGAUUGUAAAUUUCUACCAUGUCCUAACAAAAAUAAAUUGUUCUAUAGGACCUAAAAUGGUCAUAGUGUUGUGUAUUGUCAGAGCAUUGUGGCUAGAAACUGUGUUAUCUGUCUGGACAUACAGACAAAUAUAACAAAUAUUUUAAAUAAUACAUAAUUUAAUAAUGUAAAUAGUCUUAAAGCAUUGGUGUUUUGUUCUAUGAAAAACUAGGGGGAAAAUAAUGAUUUUGGUUUUGCUAAGUAGCUUGACUCCGGAAUUCUCUUGCAUGAUGCUGAUGCCAUAGAUGGAUCUUUGGGCUGUGAGCAAUUCCCUGUUUGGCCAGCCUGGCCUGAGAAGCCAGCAAGUCAGUAAAUGAUACUGUGGAAAAGCCAGGUCCUGCAGAUAAGAGCUUUCCUUACUAGGAAUUGGCAGAGUUAUCUCACAGUGCCAGGGGAAGGUACCAUUUUUCCAGCAAGCAGAAAGAAGCUGUUUUAGGAAACUUCAUCUUGAAAGCUUUUUAGAGCAGAAGGAAGGGUGGAAGGGGAGGAGACUGCCAGUGCAGGAGCUCUCCUUGUAACUCAGGGAAUGAGGAGAAGAGCCGUGAGCAGCUCCACUUGAAAUUACUCAAAACGUUCACUCACUGUUCAGGUCGCCAGCGGUUCUCGGUGACUUUUCCAUCACGCAGGCGUAUCCCUGUCUGCAUCUCCAGGCUCUGUAAAGGCAUUGCUCCUGUGCUGGUCCUUAGGCUGGAUGCAGGGAAAAUGGGUUUCUUGGGAGAAGAAUAUUCCUCAGUUUUCUCCGGUUCUUUUCACGUGCUGAGUCCUUUCUGGCACCUCCGUUCCACGAGGUGGCACCGUUCCCGGGGAGAGGCUGCUCUGCUGCCUGGGGUCAGAGGGCUCAGGGAUGCUGCCUGGCAGCACGCACUUCAGGAGCUUUCUGGAAAUGGCUGUACUUUUCCACUGAAAAUGGACGAUGAUGAUGACGACAUUCCCCAGCUUUCAUCCCAUACAUUGGCUGCCCUCCAGGAGUUCUAUUUGGAGCAGCAGGAGAGAGAGGGCAUGAAGACCUCCCAAGGGUUUAAUCAAUAUUCCAUUGGCUCAAUAGAAGAAGACUGGCAACUGAGCCAGUUUUGGUACAGUGAUGAAACCGCAUCAUGCCUGGCUAAGGAAGCAGUUCUGGCAGCUGGAAAAGGUGGCAGGAUAGCAUGCAUUAGUGCACCGAGUGUGUACCAGAAACUGAAAGAGCAGGAUGGUGAGGAUUUUUCCGUGUGUAUACUGGAGUAUGACAGAAGGUUUUCUGUGUAUGGAGAAGAGUUUAUCUUCUAUGAUUACAACCACCCUUUGGACUUGCCUGAAAAUCUCCUGCCACACAGUUUUGACAUUGUAAUAGCAGAUCCACCCUAUCUGUCUGAGGAAUGUCUUCAAAAGACUGCAGAGACCAUCAAAUACCUAACAAAAGGAAAGAUUCUGCUUUGCACAGGUGCAGUCAUGGAAGAACAGGCAGCAAAGCAUCUUGGUGUGAAGAUGUGCAAGUUUAUUCCAAAACACUCACGAAAUUUAGCCAAUGAAUUCCGAUGCUAUGUGAACUAUGCUUCUGGACUGGACUGAUUUUCCUAAGAUCAUCUACAAACCUACAACUUUUUCAGUCAAGCUUCUUUCUGUUUACUGUCAGUCAUGCCACAUUUCUCAGGGCUGAAAUAGUCAGCUCUGAGUACUGUUUUCUGGGAUGGCUGGAAUCAACACGGUGUGAUAGCCUCUCUCUUUUAAAUGAGUAAGCAUUUGCAGUCACUGUGUUUUGUAUUAGAUAAAUGCAGACCAAGCAAUGCAGGUGCUGGAUAACGGAAACUUCUUUGUUAGUUUCAUUUUAACUGGUAGCUUUUACCAUUUGAGGACACAUCAGUGACCUCUUUGACGUGAUUUUAGCUUGUAACAACAUAUAGGUGUUUGCCUUGCAGGCGUCAGAAUCGUCAUUGCCAAAGAACGUGAUACUUCUGUAGUAGUGUGACCCACACAUGUCCCUUAAAUCUUGAAUCACAAUGGCUCUGAUUAAAUAUAAUGCUUGCUUCUUAAUAAUUUCAAUAUCAAACUGAAGAGGAUCUACAGAUAUGUCAAGUUACAAGAAUGGUUAUGAUUUUUCUUCCAGUUGUCUGGUGUUAUCUUUUUCUCCUGUUCCACAGACAGCAGCAGAGCAGUAGAAUAGAAGCAUCUUAAAAAUCAUUGAAUCUUACAAGGCCACUGAAGAAUAACAUAUUUAUAAACUCCCACUGUUUCAACUAGAAAAAUGUUAGAUUUUAUAUUCAAGGUUUGGACUAUAUUUCAAUCAAAAUAGAUGAUACAGUGGAAAAGCUUUGCUUUGCAUAAGUAGAGAUUUUUGAUAACUGAGAAUUUUAAAGCCAGUUUUGACUAACCUUUUGACUGCACUACAGAAGUAUUUUUGGGUGGAAAUUAGUUCAUAAAUUUCAAGGCACUCAAUACUUUUAUAAUCUCUAGAAACAUUCUACAAAACACAAGCACUUGUCUUUGUAUGUCACACUGUGUAAAGGCAUCUACAAAAUUAAUCACAUAAAAUCAAGUACUAAAUUUAUUGUGUGGUGGGAAUAAGCCUAAUUAAGCUUGUGAGAUGAGACUUUUUAUAAGGCAGUGAUAAUGCUCAUGUUUCUGCUGUUUGGAUGCAGAUUUUCCCAUCUGGAGGAGUAAACAUCUGAGCAGGAAUAAUGUAGAUGGAUUCUAAUCCUCUCCCAGUGCUCAGAGAAGGGUGUUUGUCUGAGCUGAACACAAGAGUGGUUCGUAAAUACCCACCCAGGCCACUGUAGCUCUCCUCCCCAUUUUCCAAAAGAUCUGUUUGCUUCCUGAGGCAAACCCUCCUCACGUUUUAUACCUGUCGCUUCCUCCCUACGUGUAGUGUUCCUGGGUUCCAUGGUAACAGUUUUGUUCCUCUUUCACACGCCUUGGUUUCUGUCAGGCUGGUCACAGGUGUUGUAAAAACAAGGGAAGUGCAGGAGGAAGCGCUUGCAGAGCAGGCACCGGCCUCUCCUUUCUGCUGUGUGAGCCCAGGGCCCAUACAGUCUUGCCUUUCAAACCAGAUGCCAUCCUUGCUGCUGAGCCAGAAUUCCCCUGAAAAUGACUGUCCACAGGUGAAAUACACCUGGGUUUAGUUGUUUCUGGGAGGCCACAUCAUCACUUUCAUCUGGCCAGUUUGAAAAUGAAGCAAACCAGAAUGGUGACUGCGUAGCUCUUGGCACUAACCUGUACUUUAAACUGGUUUAUUACCUCAGUGUCUUGCGCACCAAACACACGGAGACAAUGAAGAAACUCAUGAAACUUCAUUUUUAACUGCAUAGAGGCUUCAAGUGGGACAGGUGUGAUUGCCAGAAGGGAUGAUGCUGUUCCCCUGCCACCCACCUAAAUUAGAAUGUGCUGUUCAAAUCAAAGCCUCACCUAUUUUGCUGCUUUGUUCGCUUCACUUUGGUAAAUGUGUAUUAUUGGGCUCUCCACAGCAGAGUUAAAAGUCAACUUCGCUAACUUCAUCAGAGAUAUUUCUUAAAAAGAUAAAAGUGCACCAUUCAGUUGUACCAAGAAGUUCACUUCCAAGAAAAUCACCGCUGCUUCUCACAUGUAGGUCAGACUGUUUGAAAAGGGGCUCUGUGAAGAUGCAUAGUUACGGAACUGAGGGUACAAGAAAAUCUGUGCAGAUGCACUCAACAGAGCAGCCCGUUGUCCACCAGCUUCCCUCUUAAAAGCCUGGGGAGUGCCCACAGCUGCCCAAGCAGGGUUUGACUAGUGGCAUUUACAGCUUUCAUCAGUGAUGGGAGGUAAACUAUUCUUGUCUUACUUGAUUCAAGGAAGUAGCUGUUUCUGAGAAGGGUACAAGUCACAAAAUCCAUAGUGAGUUUGUGUUUGUGCCAGCGUGGUAACUAAGAAAUAGUAUGUGACAGCACAACCCUCUUUUCUUCUGUAACAGGAUUGUGAAUAAAAAUGUCCGUGUCAAAUA
This is a messenger RNA of Passer domesticus (house sparrow), 4940 nucleotides long. RefSeq names its product EEF1A lysine methyltransferase 1 (gene EEF1AKMT1). Bases 1712 to 2557 code for a protein of 281 amino acids. Gene Ontology annotation, biological process: methylation. The record is from RefSeq and is a predicted model, not a curated record. Gene Ontology annotation, molecular function: protein-lysine N-methyltransferase activity; nucleic acid binding. NCBI's taxonomy places the organism in Eukaryota, Metazoa, Chordata, Aves, Passeriformes, Passeridae. The transcript has 5 exons.